Molecule: messenger RNA, 507 nt
Organism: Penicillium digitatum Pd1
Lineage: Eukaryota; Fungi; Ascomycota; Eurotiomycetes; Eurotiales; Aspergillaceae
Product: mitochondrial 54S ribosomal protein uL13m
Biological process (GO): translation; negative regulation of translation
Cellular component (GO): mitochondrial large ribosomal subunit; ribosome
Molecular function (GO): mRNA binding; structural constituent of ribosome
Source: RefSeq, a predicted model, not a curated record
AUGUCGCAACUCGUCGGCAAGACCCGUCUCGCCUACUCGCGCACAUGGCACUAUGUCGACGCCGGCGCCGAUGAACGAUCCCUCGGCCGCCUCGCCUCGUCGAUCGCCCUCGUUUUGAUGGGCAAGAACAAGCCCAUCUACGACCCCUCAACAGACUGUGGUGACUACGUGGUGGUUGUGGGAUGUCAUGAUCUCAAGACAACGGGAAAAAAGCGAUUCCAGAAGAAGUACUACACGCACACGACGCGGCCCGGUAGCUUGAAGAGCAUGACGAUGGAUCAGAUGUUUGCUAAAUGGGGUGGUGGUGAAGUCCUCCGCCGUGCUGUCAGGGGCAUGCUACCUAAAAACCGACUUAAGGAUGUCCGUCUCGCUCGAUUGAAGACUUUUGAAGGCGCCGCCCACCCCUACAAGGAGAAUAUCGUCAAGUUCGGCAAUCAAUCAGUGAUCGGAAAUUUGCCGGAAGUGCAGGAAGCAUUUAAAGAAGCCGCCGACAAGCCAAGCGCAUAA